CUCGCGAGAGUUGGCAACUGUGCUUCCAACGCCAAAGCGCUCCUGAAUAUUAACAACCAAGCCUUCUCCAUAGUAGUAUUCGUAAGUUGUCUAACGGGGCGAUUAAUUUAUACUGCAGUCGUUGUGUUUGGUUCGAUCGGUUUGUCUCGCAAAAAUGUCCUCAAGAAAUUUCUUCGUCGGAGGAAACUGGAAAAUGAACGGCGAUAAAGAGAGUUUGGGCGAGCUCAUAAUGACCUUGAACACGGCCAGUCUCCACGAUGAAACAGAGGUGGUGUGUGGAGCACCGUCCAUCUAUCUCGAUUACGUGAGGUCUAAGCUGGACCAGAGGAUCGGUGUGGCCGCCCAGAACUGCUAUAAGGUACCCAAAGGAGCCUUCACCGGGGAGAUCAGCCCAGCGAUGAUUAAAGACUGCGGCAUCGACUGGGUGAUUCUGGGCCAUUCUGAGAGGCGUCACGUGUUUGGCGAGAGCGAUGAGCUGAUUGGCCAGAAGGUGGCCCAUUGCCUAGAGAGCGAUUUGGGUGUGAUCGCCUGCAUUGGGGAGAAACUAGAGGAGAGAGAAGCUGGAACCACUGAUGACGUGGUGUUUGAACAGACUAAAGUCAUUGCAGACAAUGUGAAGGACUGGACUCGUGUGGUUUUAGCGUAUGAACCAGUCUGGGCCAUUGGCACUGGUAAAACCGCCACUCCUGAUCAGGCUCAGGAGGUGCAUGAGAAGCUGAGAGGAUGGCUGAGAGCGAAUUUGUCGGAUGCAGUAGCCGACUCUGUGCGUAUCAUCUACGGAGGCUCUGUUACUGGAGGAAACUGCAAAGAGCUGGCAGCCCAGCUUGACGUUGAUGGCUUCCUGGUUGGAGGUGCUUCCCUGAAGCCAGAGUUUGUUGACAUCAUAAAUGCCCGCUCAUAGAGAUGCCCGGCCAUUUUGAUGGUCCAAAACUGCCGCACUGCCCAAUCAGUGUAGACCAGCUUCUUGUUGUCAUUCCAGCAGGUCUGAAAGUGCAUUUGUGGUUGUGUUGCUUUUGCUCACCUUCUUGUUAAACAGUCGGAGUGGGUUAUUGGACUGGAAUAUUAACAUCAACUUAAAGUAAUAGAAGAGAGCUUGGGCAUGUUAGUUUGUUAUUGCUGCUGCACUCGAGUUAACUGCUGUGUUGUCUAUGCACUUCUAGAGCACACUACUUGAAAUCUAACAUACUGUAUUCUCCACAUCGAUUAACUUACAAGACCAGCGUUGAAUGCUUAACUGAGUCUGUAGUGACUUAAUGAGCACUUUAUCCUCUGUAGAAAUGACUACCUCGGUAGAAAAUUAAAAGCGUUAUUUGUCCUGUCUUCUUGUAGUGUUUUCUCUUGGCCUUUUUUUUAUUUUUUCUUCUUAUUUAAUCAGUGACGUUAAAUGCUGUGCAUACAGAAACUAAAGGUUAAAUGGUGUAAAAUAUUUUUCAAUAUUUUUUGCAUAAUUUUCAUGUUUUUACAGUUAAUUUGAAAUAUCAUUAAGAUGCAUUUACGUAUCUGAUUAAAGCAAAAACAGUAAUUGUGAAAUAGUACAAUUUCAAAUAACCUUUCUGUUUGAAUAUAUUUUAAAAUGUAAUUUCUGUGAUCAAAGCUGAUUUUCAGCAUCACUCCAGUCUUCAGUGUCACAUGAUCCUUCAGAAAUCUUUCUAUGAUGCUGAUUUGCUGUUCAAGAAACAUUUCUUAUCAAAGUUGAAAAUCAUUUUGCUGUGCAUGAAUAGAAAGUUCAAAAAUUAAAAAUAAAAAUCUUUUGAACAUGUCUUAACUGACACUUUUAAUACAUUUAAUGCAUCCUUGCUGAAUAAAAGUCGUCAUUUCUUUUAAAAACUCCUUUUUUUUUUUAAUUGAGCUGAAUUCAUUGACUGAGUUUUCUAAUGUAGAUGACAAGAAAUACAAUUUUAAAAACCCAUUAAAACACUAUCCUGUUCUAUAAUUGAGAGUCUAAAUGGUGAAAAGCCAUUUAAACGUCCUCCUCUGCUUUUAAUGAUGAGAAGAAAACACACUUAGGGACUCGAGGUUGACGAAAGUAAUGACAGCUUUAAUAUUCCAUAACAUUAUUCACUGACAGGCUUGUCAGUCUUUUUUUUUUUUUUUCUUCUUCUCUCCAUCUUGCUUUCUUUUCCUUCUUUCACCACAAUAAUCUCACAAAAUGAUGAAAAGAUAAGUCAUCAGGGAGGAAAAAGAUUUCAGGUAUGGGGGAACAAGCCAAGUCAUAACCACAAGAAGGGGAAGGGGGAGAGGAGACAGAUAAAACGACGAGAAAGGAAGAAACACAGACUGCAAGUCCAUAGAGGGGGAGAAUAAGGAAUCAUGUGCGUUGAGGGUGAGACUUUGCUACACAAAUGUGAGUGAGAGAGUGAGUGAAUGUGUUUGGUCUCUAUUCAUGUAAGCGUGUCUGUCGGUCCAGUUCUUGAAUCAGAUCUGUCAUUGUGAUUAUGUCUCUCUUUCUUUCACUACUGGAUUUAAUCAUUCAUCUUAAAGCAGAAGUGAAGUGUCUCAUUCCUACAGCUGUCAGUCUCUUAUAUAUAUUUGGACAAUGGUAGCCCCGCCCCAAACACACGCCAUUGGUUGAGCCAGAAAUGUGCCAACAGAUGGCUCACUUACAGAUUGUUUUAUUCAAUGCAAAAAAACUUCCACUUCCCCUUUAGGAUGGAGAUCCAGGGUAAAAGAAAAUGUGAAAGUACAUUUUAAGAGUCAUUGCAUGAGAAAAUCCGGUAGAUUUAUGAAGAUUAUGGGGUUCUUGAAUAUAAUUAUUAUUAUUAGAAGUGAUAUGUGAACUUUAUGUUCGAUCCUUUAGAUUUCAUUCUCUUUAUUUAUUCAUUUUUUGCUGUGUUGAUUUAUGUAGGGAGCCAUAAGACAACAAUAUCAUAACAUACUCAGGACAUAUUUUAGACCUUCCAAAUCAAUGACAAAGAUAUACAGAAACUUAUGAACUUUGUGGAAAUAAAUAUAUUCUACACAUUAUUUUAAAUGCUUCAUAUGCUAAAAUGAGUAAAACACACUUUUCUUUUUCUUUUUAUGUUUUUUCACCCUAUUUUAUUUUAUUUGUUGAUUUGAAUGAAUAACAGUUUGUUUUAAAAGGCUCUUUUUCCUCAGCAUGCUUUUGGGUCAGAGAUGGACACAAAAAACAGCAUCUGAGAAAGAGAGUAUUGUUUGAUAAAAAGCAUCUAAUGCCCUGGGCAAAUGACUUCGUAAACUGUCUUUUAGACUGUCAAUGUCACUCAUUUCAGCGUGAUUUUCCUAUUGAAAAUCCCACUGCUGCAUAAAUAGUCAGGUAACUAUUUGAUUUUUCUACUCUCCUUUUUCCAAAAUCUAUGUAUUUUUGCCUAGUUCUCAUGCAAUGAACCAUAAAAAUUACUUUUGGUUUCUUUAGCAUGGACAGUGUUUUUUUUUAUUUUUUAUGUACAUACAUUU
This is a messenger RNA of Onychostoma macrolepis, 3414 nucleotides long. RefSeq names its product triosephosphate isomerase 1a (gene tpi1a). The record is from RefSeq and is a predicted model, not a curated record. The coding region runs from base 155 to 901 and encodes 248 amino acids. Gene Ontology annotation, cellular component: cytosol. Lineage: Eukaryota; Metazoa; Chordata; Actinopteri; Cypriniformes; Cyprinidae. The transcript has 7 exons. Gene Ontology annotation, molecular function: triose-phosphate isomerase activity. Gene Ontology annotation, biological process: glyceraldehyde-3-phosphate biosynthetic process; glycolytic process; glycerol catabolic process.